UCCCGCUUCCGGUCCCGCUUACGUCCGCAGCAGCUCCGGGAGGUCGUUCCGCUUUCUCGCGUGCCAGGCUUCACGCGGACAGGCUAGCUGCUUGCCGGAAACAAGAAGACGAAAACUCCGGCCGCCGCGCCAUGCCAAUGCCAGCGCCGCUGGAGGAUGAGGACAUCCUCCGGGAGAUAUUCCUCCGGCUCCCACCGCUGCCGUCAAUCCUCUCCCGCGCCUCCCUCGUAUGCGCGAGCUGGCGCCGCAUCCUCUCCGAUCCCCGCUUCCUCCGCCGUUUGAGCAGACACCACCCGGAACCUCCUCUGCUGGGCUUCUUCAAAGUGUCUCGUCUCACAUAUUCCGCCUUCACUCCCAUCUUGGACCAGCCCGACCGCAUCCCCGCCGAACGCUUCUUUGUUCGGUUUCUUCACAGCUUCAGGAGACAACACCUGGAACCUCCUCCGUUGGGUUUCUCUAAAGGGUCUCUUGUCUUCACUCCCAUCUUCACUCCCGUCUUGGACCCGCCCAAUCGUAUCCCGGCCCAACGCUUGUUUGUGCCCGAGCACGGGCUGGAUUGGGAAUUACUUGCCUGCCGCCACGGCCUCGCCGUCAUGCUCAGCGAGUCGCUGUGUGAGAUCUUCGUGUGGGAUCCCCUCAACGGCCAGCAGCACCGCGUGCCUUUUCCAUCGGAGCUCCGCGACACCAAAAGGGAGAGCUUCUGUAGGUGCAGCGCCACGGUGAUUUGUUCUGACGAUCAAGACGGGCAUUUGCACCAUGAUUGCUUCUUGAGCCCGGCCUUCAAGUUGGUCUUGAUCUGCACCAGUAGAGACUUGAAGACAUCAUUCGCUUGUGUCUAUGAAUCGGCGUCGGGUGUAUGGGGGAAUAUUGUCUCGACGUCGACUACAGAUAUGGUUCUGAAACUAAGGCCCGGCAUCCUCAUCGGGGAAACAGUUUACUGGUUGUUUCAUGGACGCGAAAUCCUUGCAUUUGAUACUGAAAGGCAGACUCUUGGUGUCAUUGAGAUGCCGGCAGAGGCCCAACAUGUCAACAACUGGUCCUUUCAGCUCCUACGGACAGAUGACGAUAGUGUUCUUGGCCUCGCCGUUAAGUCGAAACCCGGCAUUCAUAUGUCGGAGGGCAUUCAUAUAUGGGAGAGGAAACUGAACUCUGAUGGUCUUGCCGGAUGGGUGCUUCUGCAGAAAAUCAAUCAAUUGGAGGGGAUCUCUUCUUGCACCUUCAGAAAUGCAGAGAUGGUGGGGUAUGACGAGGAGUUAAUUGUGAUGAUUCUGUCUACGUACAGUGGUGACUUCAUGCUCCACCUUAAGUCGAUGCAGAUCAGAUUAAUUUCUAAAACGGAUGAGUGGGCUGAUACGGUUUAUUUUCCCUACAGAAAUUUCUACACUGCAGGUCAGGAUAUUACUGCGUGUCCGGGAGCAGCACCUCCAGGACACGGAGCAGAGAGGCGAGGGAGCGCCUGCGGCAGCGCGCACGGCGUGUACGCCCGGGACGGCCAAGUAACCCGAAGCUGUUCCCAGGAGAUGCGUGCGCUCUCGGCGACGGCCGACAUCGCCUUCAUACACGCGCCCUCACGGCGGCAGCAUCUCGCCGGCGGUCCGAGGCAACGCCAGUCGCGUCCGCAAGACCACGAGGUUGCGCCGCCGGCAAGCAGCAAGGCGCCAACUCUACCUCAGAGGCGACAUCGAAGGGACGACCGACGUGUGGCCUGGCUCCAUCACCAUCGCCACGACAACGUCGGAGCUGCCGGCCUCAAGCCCGGCGUUAUCUCCACCAUGCCGGCGUGCAUCCCGGCUCCCUCACCAUCGCCACGACAACGUCGGAGCUGCUGGCCUCAAGCCCGGCGUUAUCUCCACCAUGCCGGCGUGCGUCCCGGUUCCAUCAUUAUCGCCACGGCAACGGCGGAGCUGCCGGCCUCAUGCCCGGCGCUAUCUCCACUAUGCCGGCGUGCGUCCCGGCUCCGUCACCAUCGCCACGACAACAUCGGAGCUGCCGGCCUCAAGCCCGACGCUAUCCCCAACACGCCGGCGUGCGGCCCAGCUCCAUCAUAA
Molecule: messenger RNA, 2048 nt
Organism: Triticum aestivum (bread wheat)
Lineage: Eukaryota; Viridiplantae; Streptophyta; Magnoliopsida; Poales; Poaceae
Exons: 2
Coding region: 132-2048 (638 amino acids)
Molecular function (GO): protein binding
Source: RefSeq, a predicted model, not a curated record